Molecule: messenger RNA, 594 nt
Organism: Brassica napus (rape)
Lineage: Eukaryota; Viridiplantae; Streptophyta; Magnoliopsida; Brassicales; Brassicaceae
Product: transmembrane protein 230-like
Exons: 2
Coding region: 74-385 (103 amino acids)
Cellular component (GO): endomembrane system
Source: RefSeq, a predicted model, not a curated record
UCUCCGUCACAAGAGAAGAGAGACUCAUAAACAUCUCGAGCUUUGCAAUCUUCCGAUCCACGGAGCUGUGAGAAUGGCGUACGUGGACCAUGCGUUCUCGAUAUCGGACGAGGACAUGAUGAUCGAGACGUCAUACACCGUGAAUAACCGACCGCCGGUUAAGGAGAUCGCGCUCGCGGUGGCUCUCCUCGUGUUCGGAGCCUUAGGAAUCGUCUCCGGCUUCUUCAUGGCGUACAAUCGAGUCGGCGGUGAUCGAGGCCACGGAAUUUUCUUCAUCGUCCUCGGGUGUCUUCUGUUCAUCCCAGGGUUUUACUACACACGGAUCGCGUACUAUGCUUACAAAGGAUACCAAGGCUUCUCCUUCUCUAACAUACCCCCAGUUUAGUACUAGUCCGCCUUUUGUAUCUCUCCUCCUACGGCUACUAUAGAGAGAUGUUUUUAACGAAAUGGGCUGACUUGUUUUGCUCUCUAGUGUAGUUUUUAGAGGAGAGUCUAAGUGAGUCCAUGUUUGAUUGUUUGACAUAUAUAUAUCAAUACUAUUAAAAUAGAAGGAUUUUGAAAAAAUCUACCUAUGAAAAUUGUUUGGACCUAUUA